AUAAACUGGUAUGUGACAAAGCCAGGAUUCCAAGCUGGGUAGCCUGACUUCCAAGUCCAUACUCUUAAGUGUCAUAUCACACCACAUCACCUUCUAUAUUACGAUCCUGGGAUCUGAUUUACUCACUACCUUUAUUUUACCCAAUUUACAAAUGACUGUAUUUGGCACAGGGUAGGUAAUUUAACAAACAAUUAUAGAAUUAAGUAUGCCUAAUAUAGAAAUGGAAGUCCUAAAGGGCUGUGACAAAAUAAACCUUAAAAAAAAAGUAGAUGAUGCUCAAUAGAAACAAGUAGUACAGGAUUUCACUAAGGGUUGGCCUUCUCCCCAUACAUAAUCACAGAUUAAGGGAAGGUGCAAGAUACCUCACAUCAUUCCAAAAAGGAAUCUCAAUAUCUAGAAUCUCAGCGCUGUGUGGGUACACAAAAAUGACUCAAACCCACUAGAAUAGAGGUCUUGGGAAACGCUGAAUGACACUCCCAGCCUUCGUUGUCCCUAGGGUGGCUCAGUGAUCCAAUAGGGUAUAGAUAACUGUUGAGAAAAUAAUCCUAUUUUGAUGAAUGUAAACAGGGUUUAAGAAGCACAAAGUACAAUGACUGACGGGUUUUAAAAAAAUCUUUUGAUAUGUAAUCAAUUCCUCUUACACAAAGACAAAAAAGAGGCAGAAUGAUAGAGAAUUAAGUUAAAAAACAUAUAGCACAAUAGUAUGCCAACAGACUUGGACUUUAUCCAUUAGACUAGGCGCAUCCAGCAGUGAAAAGGCUCAGGAUGCAAAAGUAUUUUACUAGAGUUUUAACAAUACGAUUAGUAAAUUAAGAAAUGUUACAAGCAACAAAGAAGCAGUGAAAUACGAAUUUGGAGCAAGAAACUGUAGAGGAUAUCUGGAAACUCAACUGUACUAACUUGUGUCUGAGAUAUAUAAAUUUCUGUAUUUCCAUUUCUGCCACUUCCCUAAGCAAGAGAAGCCCAUACUGGGUCUGACUCCCGCCCCCUCUCCCGCUGCUGCGAAACCAAGCCUGGCUAGGGCCGUCCACUACAGCGGACACCAGCAAAAGGGACCUCGCAACUCACCAACGAGGCAGGACACGGACAUGCUCGGGCCUGUAACCAGACUGAUGCUCAGGCGUUUGUCCGGCUUGAGCUCUACCCAGCCCUCACUUACCCAGGGGGCCUUUCCCCGCGGCCUUCGCUUUUAGCUCCUCGAGUUUCUUUUGCUCCUCCUUCUGUUUCUGCUUGAAUGCCUUAUCUUCCUACGGAAAGGGAGAGCGGAUUCACUCCCGGCGGAUUUCUCAGACCCUCCGCGCCCGCCCACGCCUCUGCACCAGCCCUCACCUCGUCCAUCUCCUUGGCUUGCUUCUUGGGCUGCUUCAGAGGCUUCUUCUUGCCACCUGCGUGCGACACGAGCACGCUCAGCCUGGCCCCCGCCGGGUCCCGUCCCUCUCCGCCCCGCCCCACCCCAUCAUCCCCGCACACUUACCUCCGCGACCCGACAUGGCGCCUGCCGCCCCUUCCCCAGACCCUCCACCGGAUGCAGGGCUCUCCGUCCCACCCCCUGAGCCUAUACCUCCAUGCGGGCCCGCAGAUUGGCUCCUGGUUCGGAAGUUGCGCUCCCGCUGCCGGAAGCGGUCCGGAGGCGGGCACUAAAGGGUCAGAGAUCAACUGAGUGACUGGCGCACGUUUGGGUUUGCGGCUCCGGCGCAAAACCCACCAGGCACUGAGGAUGCAGCAGUGAAAAAAACAGUGCCUGCCCUGGCAGAGCUGCCGUUCUGAUCUCCCGAUGACAGGGUGCAGCCCUGUGCUGGCCAUGCGGCACGUCGUGGGUGUGUCUCCCGUACUGGUGCGGAGAGGCCUCCUUGGAAGGGACCUCUUUAUGACCAGGACUCUCUGCAGCCCAGGCCCCAGCCAGCCCAGAGAGAAAAGAUCUGAGGAGGUGGCCCUCGGGCUGUACCACCGCCUCACAGCGCUGGGAGGAGCCCUGGGGCACAGCAUUCAGCAACGGGCGUCCUCCAUGGCCAAGACUUGGUGGGACAGAUAUGAAGAGUUUGUUGGACUCAGUGAGGUUCGAGAGGCCCAGGGAAACGUGACUGAGGCAGAGAAAGUGUUCAUGGUGGCUCGAGGGCUUGUCCGGGAGGCUCGGGAGGACUUGGAAGGUCAGCAGGCCAAGCUGAAGGAGGUGAGGGACCGCUUGGACCGCAUCUCCAGAGACGAUAACCAGUACCUGGAACUGGCUACUCUGGAGCACAGGAUGUUGCAGGAGGAGAAGAGGCUUCGUAUGACCUAUCUGCGUGCCGAAGACUCCGAGCGAGAGAAGUUCUCCCUCUUCUCUGCAGCUGUGCGGGAAAGUCAUGAGAAGGAGCGCACUCGGGCUGAGAGGACCAAGAACUGGUCCCUCAUUGGGUCAGUCCUGGGGGCCUUGAUUGGUGUGGCUGGCUCCACCUACGUGAACCGUGUGCGGCUACAGGAGCUGAAGGUCUUGCUUCUGGAGGCUCAGAAGGGGCCUGUGAGCCUCCAGGAAGCCAUCCGAGAACAGGCGUCCAGCUACUCCCUCCAGCAGAGGGACCUCCAUGACCUCAUGGCAGACCUGAGGGGCCUGGUGCAAGCUGGGCCUGGGCAGAGCUCUUUGUCCCAGGCAGGUACUUCCCCCACCCGAGACAGAGACACAGAGGUCCUUUCAGCUGCCUUGAGAGAGCAGCUCAGCCAUUCCAGGCAGGUCCAUUCAUGUCUAGAGGGUUUACGAGAGCAGCUUGAUGGCCUGGAAGAGACUUUGGGCCAAGUGGCUGGGGUGCUUCAGCUUGCAAAGGCUGCAGCGCACCCAGGCCUGGUGGAGCCGGCAGAUGGGGCCCUGUCUGGGUCCUUGCUGGAACAGGGGAGCAUGAUCUUGGGGCUGUCAGACAUGGAGCAGAGGCUAGAAGCCCAGGUCAACAGGAACACCAUCUAUGGCACACUGGUCACCUGCGUGACAUUUGUGGCCAUCCUGCCUGUGCUGUAUAUGCUGUUCAGGGCCAGCUAGCCCCUGGACCCACCUCCAGAGGGAGGAGGUAUGGAUGUGGAUUUAGUUAGAGAAUGAAGCAAUGAAGUGAGCCUUCAGGGGUGCACUCAACCUCAGCCUGAGUCUGUGUGGCUCACCAGCAGACAUACUUUGCUUUUUAGGCAACACUCAUUUACAUUAACUAUCGAAAAUUUGUGAUAACGUCCAAUUAAAGUGUCUUUAAGUUUGUCUUAUUUAAA
This is a messenger RNA of Lagenorhynchus albirostris (white-beaked dolphin), 3225 nucleotides long. RefSeq names its product coiled-coil domain containing 51 (gene CCDC51). Bases 1775 to 3007 code for a protein of 410 amino acids. The record is from RefSeq and is a predicted model, not a curated record. NCBI's taxonomy places the organism in Eukaryota, Metazoa, Chordata, Mammalia, Artiodactyla, Delphinidae. The transcript has 5 exons.